Molecule: messenger RNA, 1599 nt
Organism: Paraphaeosphaeria sporulosa
Lineage: Eukaryota; Fungi; Ascomycota; Dothideomycetes; Pleosporales; Didymosphaeriaceae
Exons: 4
Coding region: 1-1599 (532 amino acids)
Biological process (GO): intracellular mRNA localization
Cellular component (GO): endoplasmic reticulum; nuclear outer membrane-endoplasmic reticulum membrane network; ribonucleoprotein complex
Molecular function (GO): mRNA binding
Source: RefSeq, a predicted model, not a curated record
AUGGCAGACACCACCGCAGCUCCCGCUGCCCCCAAGACCGAGGCUUCUGAGGGCAAGCAGCAGUUCGUGCGCCCCGAAAAGCCAGAUGAGACUGUCUACAAAGACCACUUGUACAAGCUGGAGAAGGCGCACUCCGAUGCCCAGGCCAAGUUCAAUGCCGCCAAAGCAAAGCUCGAUAAUGCCCGCCCCAACAACAAGGACUCUCCCAACGCUGUACGCCAGCAAGAGCUCAAGGCCGAGCUCACCAAGAUCCGACAAACCCAACAGGGCCAGAAAUCCUCACGCACCGCCAUCCUAGACAAAGUGAAGCGCCUCGACGAACAGCUCAAGGGCCGCAUUGGGGAGCUCAAGACCGCUAAGGGCAAAGUGAACUUUAAGAGCGUCGAGGACGUUGAUCGCGAGAUUGCACGACUCCAGAAGGAGGUAGAUACCGGCCGUAUGAAGAUUGUCGACGAGAAAAAAGCUCUCAACGAGAUCACGAACCUCAAUAAGGCUCGCAAGAACUUCUCAGGUUUCGAUUCUCAGCAAAAGGCGAUCGACGACCUCAAAGCGCAAAUCGCCGAGCAAAAGAAGCUGCUGGAUGAUCCAGAGCAGAAGGCUCUCAGCAGCCGGUAUACCGAGCUUCAGGAUGAGUUGGACAAGCUCAAGGCGGAGCAGGAUGGAGCGUUCAAGAACAUGAAGGUCCUGAUGGAGGCCCGGGACAAGGCUCGUGAAGAUCAGCAGAACAAAUUCCAGGCCAUCAAGGAGCACAAGGACCAGUACUACCAGCAGAAGCGCGCCUUUGCUGAAUACGACUUCCAGGCCCGCAAGGCCCGUCAAGAGCGCAAGCGACAGGAACAGGCCGAAUACCAGGCGAACAAGCGAAAGGAGGUUGCUGCUAAGCGUCUCGAGGAGGCCAGCGCCCCUGCCUACCAGGACGAGAUCCUUGCCUCUGAGGGUUUGAUCCGCUACUUUGAUCCGUCCGCUCUGCCUGCGAAAGAGACGGCAACCCCCAGCAAAUUCGCUGCUUCCGCGCAGAGGACUGUCGACGACUCUGGUCUCAAGGGAACCCGGCUCUCCAAGAAAGGCGAUGACGAGGAGGCAUACUUCAUUGGCAGCGGCGGAAAGAAGAACAAGAAGGGACGGAAAGCCGCCGCCCCGACAUCGGAGAAGUUCAACCUGAACAUUGGUGUCCUGGAUGAGCUUGCCAAGGUUGGAGUGAAUCCGCCAUCCAGCCAGGCAGACGUCCCUGCCACGGUUGAGAAGUUGAAGGAGAAGCUCGAGAAGUGGAAGUCUGAGCAAGAUGCUAAGACUAAGGAGCCGAUGCCCAAAUUGGCAUCGGUUCUUGCGCAGUCUACUUCGUUACUGUACAUCCCACGCUACUGCAAGAGAAAACGUACGAACAUCGCGAAGGCGCAAAAGGAAAUUGAUCGCUUGGAGGCUGAGGAGACUGAAGGUGUCACUGAUACCGCACGCAAGCCCUCGGAAAAGAAUCAGGCUGUCAAUGGCGGUCCUGUCUCUGCGGCCGCUGAACUUGAACAGGAAAAGGCUGCAGAGGCCGACGUGGCGGAGGAGCUCGAGAAGGCAAAGAUUGAGGACAGCGAGGCUCCUGAGUCAUAG